UGUUUACUGAAAAUGGUCACGUGACAAAAUAGGUCAUUUAAUUAGGUCAAAGGGAGGGAGCAGAUAAGCAUGAGUCUACACAUGCUUCUAUUCUCACAUAUCUCAGAGGAAAGGCAAAGACAAGGGACAUUCUCUUUUGCAAAAUUAUUUUGUAACAGUUAUGGCGAAAUCUGUUCAGAGACGUGGAAAAGCUGACGGAAGACAAAAGCAGCGCCAGGAAACACAGUCGACUCCUUCCUCCAAAAACAAAACAAACAUAUCUGACACAGGGGACCAAAAGGCGAAAUAUGUGAUGUUUUCACUAGGACUGUGUAUCAUUUUAGGACUGAUUUUACAGCCAUAUGUUUCUUCAUUCAUUGGUACCCUGAAAAGCGUCCAAAAUGAAAAGACUGAUGAAACAGCAGAAGUGAAAAAAAGCAAACCCCAACCGAGUUCAAGCAAUGGACAAAGUAUCUCACCUAAGUCUCAGACCCAGUCAAGCUCAAAGACCUCUAAAGCACCAAGUCAGGAUCAGCUACCAGAUGAAGUAAAGAAUUUUAAACCAACAAUUUUAGACGCACUUGUUGCCAAGAAGAUAUUUGCUGAUGGUCGGCGUAUACCCCCAGUAGAGUUGUUACAUCAGAAGACCACCAAUAGCACUGUGAAGGUCUACUUAUUCAAUGAUUUCCUAUCAGAAGCGGAAUGUGACGGUCUACGUAAAGCACAUGACAGUCAUGUGGCUGCUGCUACGGUGGACCCCAUUGUUUGCUUUGACAGUAUUACCACACUGCGAAGACACCUGAAAGAUGCCAAGAAGAAUAUCAAAGUUUCCCCCAAGGAUUUCACUUCUGGAACAACAUGUUUGAAUGAGAGCUUUUCACGAGACUUCAAGGCGUUUACUAAAGGCAACUGGAGCUUCAGCACAGCGUUCUACCCAGGGGAGAGCAAGUUUUCCAAGGUGUUUGAGCACCAUGUGGAGCAGGCCACAGCUUUGAAGAAAGAAAAUGGAGGAAAAUUUCAAAUAACCUCUUAUCCACUUGGAGUAGGGUAUAAAAAGCACACAGAUUGUGUAGUUGGCAGUCAAGAAAAGAGGGACAGAUUUGCAACGAUAUUAGUAUAUUUGCAAGAUGUGGAAAAGGGAGGAGAGACAAAAUUUCCAGAGUUGGGGAUUUGGGUGCGUCCCAAGAAAGGUCGAGCAUUGGUGUGGACCAACAUGGACGCUAAGGGUAACUGUGACCCCCUCAGUAUCCAUGACGCAGCCAUAGUAGAGGAUGGUCACAAGUAUAUACUUCAGAGAUGGUAUUACUACAAGAGCUUUUACUCCCUGGGGAAGAGACCCCCAGAACCUCCCCUCCCCACACGGGCGCCUGGCACACCACGCGUGACAUGUGAUGAGUACGAGCAGGGUAGCUGUCGCUGGUACGACGAGUGGAACUUUGAACAUGUGUUAGAAUAUGAGCGACAGAAGCACAUCUUAAUUUGAUUUUGAACUUCAAGAUUUUUAGACAUCCAGUUGAAAUAAUUUAUAGACUAAUUUUUGAAUAAUUAUACUUUGUUAUAUUAUAAGUACCAUUAUAGUCAUGGUAAUCAUCUGUUGACACCUGAAAUAAUGUGAAAAUUUUUGUGUGUAUAUAUAUAUAUAUAUAUGUGUGUGUUAAUUUGUGAUCUGUACUUCAAUGUAGCUGUUAAUUUGUGGUUUAUGAUUUUUAGAGUUUUUUUAAAUAUAUAAAUGAAAAGUACACAUUCCAGGACAUAAGACAAAAAAAAAAAAAA
Messenger RNA from Lingula anatina, 1752 nucleotides. RefSeq lists its product as uncharacterized. Gene Ontology annotation, biological process: peptidyl-proline hydroxylation to 4-hydroxy-L-proline. Gene Ontology annotation, molecular function: L-ascorbic acid binding; iron ion binding; procollagen-proline 4-dioxygenase activity. Gene Ontology annotation, cellular component: endoplasmic reticulum. NCBI's taxonomy places the organism in Eukaryota, Metazoa, Brachiopoda, Lingulata, Lingulida, Lingulidae. The record is from RefSeq and is a predicted model, not a curated record.